This is a messenger RNA of Daucus carota subsp. sativus, 962 nucleotides long. RefSeq names its product mitochondrial ATP-independent inner membrane protease subunit 2. Gene Ontology annotation, molecular function: serine-type endopeptidase activity. The coding region runs from base 89 to 706 and encodes 205 amino acids. The transcript is spliced from 5 exons. Lineage: Eukaryota; Viridiplantae; Streptophyta; Magnoliopsida; Apiales; Apiaceae. The record is from RefSeq and is a predicted model, not a curated record.
AGAACAAGAAGCACACAACAAAAGGGUUUAAGCAAAAGGGGGAUGCUGAAGAAGCUUUGGUACAAAUAACAUUCUCUGCCCAAUUGCAAUGGUUUCUCUCUCCACUUGGGUCCGUUACAUAGCUAAUAAGCUUGAAUAUUCUGUCUCUCUCAGCUGGAAGGGGUAUCAAGGAGGACAUAUAACAAAUACUGAAGUUGGUGAUGCCGUAUGGAAAAACUUCUUCCAAGGAAAGUUGACUUAUUUGCAUUGGAACAAAGGUCUAGAGAUGGCCCCCACUAUAGCAGAGGAAGGCGGAACUCUUCUUGUACGGAAACUGCCCACACCCAAUCCAACGCAAGUUUUCGUAGGAGAUGUUGUAGUUAUGAAGGACCCUGAAAAGUCAGAGAAUCAUCUGGUUCGAAGACUGGCUGCCGUUGAAGGUUAUGAAAUGGUGUCAAAAGAUGAAAAGGAGGAGCCUUUUGUUUUAGAAAAGGAUCAGUGCUGGGUGUUGGCCGACAAUGAAAAUUUAAAGCCCAAGGAGGCCAAAGACAGCCGAAUAUUUGGGCCUGUUCCAAUGACUGACAUAGUCGGCAGAGUCAUAUACUGCCUGAGAACAGCCGUUGAUCAUGGUCCUAUUCAGAAUAGUAAUUUUGGAAUGAGGAGAGAUUCACCAGUAUUGGAAGUUGAAUUGGAUGUCAAUGAGAUGGCUAAAAAUCACAAAGCAUAGACUAAACUCGUUAAGAGAAAGCUAUGACCUUACAUUGCAUGUAUUUCUUUUUCCUUUUUAUGCCCGUUUUAGUCAUUAGACCUUUUCUUUACGCCUCAAGAAAAUAAUGUGGAAUAAAGGUUUGUAAUGAUAUUCUAUUGCUGAACAGCUGAUAUAUCUUUUAUUCCUUGACCAGCUGUUACAAGUGGAUUUGUAAUGUUGGCUGUUGUUAUCACUUGCUUUACGGACUUGAUAUGUUUUGAAAUUGGUAUUGACA